AUGAGAUCAUGGACAGAGCAUUCACCUAAUUCAUCCACUAACACGUCAUUGUCUAGAAACACUACAUCUGCAGGAAACUUAGGCGCCAUUGAAGCCGAGAAUCUCUUGGUGGCCAACGAUGAGCCAGACCCCGCUUCGUCCACGCUAGAGGACUUCAGACUGCAGAACUAUUUGGCAGAGACACUACAAUCAUUACUUUACAAUCUUUCUACGUCGUUUCUGGAGUUUCAGUCAUCCCUGUCAAAUAAUUCUUCGAUAUCCUUCCGAGAUUACUUCCAUGCCACAUUUCCACUGGCAAAUAUCACAUACCCAACUUAUCACGACUCGAACCUCACAUCAACAGUUCCUAGUCUAUCCGUUCACAACUUGACUAACGUCAACUUCUAUGGAGACGAAGACGAUAGGAUAAGUGCUUGGGGAAACUACAGUAGGAAUAUCACGUCGAACUUUACAGAUGGUCUAGGAGCAGAGAAAUCAGCCGCAGAAAUUGUGGUUAUCUCUAUCGUGGUUAGUUUACUGUCGGUUUUGACUGCCGGUGGAAAUUUGUUGGUAAUUGUGGCUUUUAAGCUGGACAAAAACCUGCAGACUGUCAGUAAUUAUUUCCUGUUGAGUCUAGCAGUUGCUGAUCUAACUAUCGGAAUCAUAUCCAUGCCUUUGUACACCGUUUACUUACUGAUGGGCUACUGGCCCCUGAAGGCGCUGAUGUGUGACGUCUGGUUGUCGCUGGACUACACCAUGAGCAACGCCUCAGUAGCCAAUCUGAUCAUCAUCAGUUUCGACAGAUACCUGAGCGUCACCAGGCCGCUAACCUACCGCGCCAAGAGAACGCCAAGAAGAGCAGGAACCAUGAUAGGCUGUGCAUGGAUUAUCUCCUCUGUUAUAUGGACCCCUUGGAUAUUUGCCUGGCCUUACAUCGAGGGACAGCGGAACGUUCCAGAAACGGAUUGCUACAUCCAGUUUCUGAAAACUAAUCAGUAUAUCACAAUUAUUACAGCAAUGUUCGCGUUCUUUAUACCGGUUAUAAUUAUGUCCGUUCUAUACUUCCAAAUCUACAGGGAAACGCAGAAACGUCAAAAAGACCUGCCUAAGUUACAGGGGAUGCAUAAAUCUAAGCGGGUUAAAGACCCGCGGCAGAGAUACCACCACUCCAGCAACAAGUCUGUAACGUCCAGUGAGGACGAGGCUUACUCCAGUACCAGUGAGCGGGGCGUCCACGCAGUGGUAAGUCCCGACGAGCUGGAGUCGGCAGAACCGGCGUCAUUCAAAAGUAAGAUUUUGAGUUGUCUGAAAAUUGACCGAGACUCGGAUUACAUGGAAGAUUCUAGUACAAGUGAUCCGCCAUGUUCUCUUCCAAAUUCACAUGUUCAUUCCGACUGUAACGUUCACACUCUGUACGGAGCAGGGACCAACGGGGACAAGUAUCUACCUCGUCAGGGCUCGCAGAGCUCUGCCAACAGCCUACACUGCCAACCAUCGAAACCUCAGACGGUCAGAAUGAACUUUAGCACCUCACUGAUCCCUCUGUUACCGGUGGACUCACCAAGUCCCACGUCGCCCAUGUCUGGAUCUAGAGACUUGGGUUUCUAUACCACGGUUUCGACCCCCGAGCAACAUCUACCAUCACUGUACGAGGGACCGUUCCCUCGACAUUCAGGUCUUCUAACCACCUCGUUCACUGACCCAGUCGCAGAGACAAUCAAAGAGGAUCCCCGUUCAGAUUCGGAGGAGUCAUUAAAUGAAGAUAAGGACAAACAUAAAAGUGACAGCGACGAUGAAGAAGAAGAUGACGAAAGUGCAAUGUUCAGGGUUCUGAUUUUACUUCCGGGGCACACCGGAGAUUUGAACCCGAAACCUACCAUUAAGAUUGAACCUGACGAAGAUUUGGACAGGUUUAGCGAACUCAACCCCGGACUGGUACAGAGGGAUGACAGUGACACGGAUGAUGAAGAUGAUGCUUCUUCCAGACGUCUUCCAGAGCGUCAAACUCUGCCGCCGCCCGUACGUCCUCCCACAGGAACACCUGCUCUGGCCAGGAGAGCACACAGUAGCGAUUCCAACAAAGUGGCUCUACAGGCCAAAAUUGUGGCCAGAGCUGCCACAAAGGCCCGCAAGGCUAAACAGCAGACAUCAAAAACGCAGUCAAUACGAUUGGAAAGGCGGCAGGACCAGAAGGCGGCAAAGACAUUAACUGCGAUUUUAUUGGCCUUUAUAGUCACGUGGACUCCGUACAACAUCUUCACAGUUGUGGAAGUGUUUUGUGAGGGCUGUGUUAACAAAACACUAUAUUCUAUAGGUUACUGGCUGUGCUACAUCAACAGCACCAUCAACCCGCUCUGUUACGCACUCUGCAACGUCAACUUCCGGCGCACAUUUUGGAGAAUUCUCACCUGCCGCUGCGUACAACGGCGCGGCUCCCUCCACCGCAUGGUCUUGCCUGCCCCGCACAUCAACAACCUUAUACCCAGGUGA
Molecule: messenger RNA, 2469 nt
Organism: Candidula unifasciata
Lineage: Eukaryota; Metazoa; Mollusca; Gastropoda; Stylommatophora; Geomitridae
Source: the annotation of a GenBank genome assembly